AUGGCAGGAGCUGCGCCAAUGGACCUGGACGCUUUCAAGAAGCUCUCAAAGCCGAAGAUGAUUGAGGUCCUCAAGACGGUCCCAGGACUCAAGACUUCGGGCAACAAGCCCGCGCUCGAAAAGAUCUGGAAAGACCAUCUGGACUCGCUGCAGGCCCAGGACACCACUGCCGGCGCGGCUGUCGCUCACGAUGAAGCCGAGUCUGAAACUGCUCCAACCCAGGCCGGCGCCGCUGCUGAAGCAGAGGACACCGGCGAUGCUGCUCGUCAAGCUGAAGCAUCGAAUGAUCCCGCAGCGCCAUCCAACAACUCUCGAUCCAUGCUCGCUAGACUGACAACUCCGCGAACCAUUCGCCUCUCGAUGCGGCCCAUGGAGACGAUCAAGCUACUCGGCUUCAAGCGAAAGUUCAGGGCGAAGAAUUAUCCUGACGAUCUGUCCGAGUAUUUGGAGCCAGUCCAUCACUUCGCUGUGGUGCUUCGCGAAGCCCAAAACAAGUUCACUCUAAAGACUAGUCAUGCCGAGAACUUUGUGCAGCUCAGAAUGGAAGUCCUUGACAUGCUCCCCUCGAUUUCCGCUCCACCCGUGUUAGAGGAGUUCUUCGCAUCCUGGGGCAUCAAGACAAUUCACAGCAAGCGGGCUUCGCCUAGCAUCUUUGUGCGAGGAGAUAAAGAGGAGGACAGGCAAGUCCAGAUGGCCAUUGCCGCGUCCUUGAUGACUGCGCGGGGUGCUCUUGGAGACGCGGGUGACCAGGAGGAGGAAACCGCAGAUCAGGAAGAGGAGUUGAAGAAGGCCAUCCAGGAAGAGCUCGAUGCUCUCGUUGCAGCCGUUGAGUAUUCUCUGAACCGCUGGGCCGCGACGUUCCCAGCGCCCGGUCCGGCAGAGAUCCUCUGGCCGGUGGACUUUUCCGACGCAGAGAAGAAGACAUUGAGGGCAUUCGUGAGGGAGAAGCUCGAAGAGAAGAACAUUCUGGAGGAGCAGCUGUCGCAGGAAGAUCGGACGGCGCACAUUGACGACAUCUGGAACGCAGCGGACUUCCCGUUAGCCAAGGGAAAAGUCAAGAGCGUCGUGCAGGCGGUUUUUCUCGAGGUUCGCAACACGGCGGAGAGGAGCGAAAAGCGCCGGUCCAAGUCUGCAUCUUCGCGAGGCGGUUCUCAGAGUCGCAGAGGCAGCAUCAGCACAGUAGCAUCACGGUCGCCCGAACAGUCUCGCCGUGGAAGUCUCAGCACCCAUGCGUCCAUCUCGCCUGAGGCGCGCCGUCGCAGUCUGGUUGGCCAAACUCCUGACGACGUACAAGACACCAUCGAGACUCCUGAAGUCCCUGAUCCCACGGAGUCUGAAGAACAAGGCCAUGGCACUAAGAGGGCGCGCCCGGAGGAUAGCGAUGGCGAGGAUGAUAAUGACGACAUGCCUGUCAAGCGUGGCAAGCGCCAAAGCAGUAGCACUCGGGGCGAGACUUCUCGUGGACGCCCCCGUGGGCGUGCUCGUGCGCACUGUGGAGAACGGGGCUACGUGCUGACGUCGACUGAUGUUGAUUUUGCAGAUGGCAAAGUCAAGACUGUUCAGUACAACUCUGCAAAGAGCGGUAUGCAAACACAAUAUCAACGAUUAUAG
This is a messenger RNA of Westerdykella ornata, 1611 nucleotides long. RefSeq lists its product as uncharacterized. NCBI's taxonomy places the organism in Eukaryota, Fungi, Ascomycota, Dothideomycetes, Pleosporales, Sporormiaceae. The transcript has 4 exons. The coding region runs from base 1 to 1611 and encodes 536 amino acids. The record is from RefSeq and is a predicted model, not a curated record.